Linum trigynum is the source of this 5236-nucleotide messenger RNA. NCBI's taxonomy places the organism in Eukaryota, Viridiplantae, Streptophyta, Magnoliopsida, Malpighiales, Linaceae. The record is from the annotation of a GenBank genome assembly.
UUUCAGCUUCUGUUCUCUGCUGCCAGCUUGAAAUAGGAGAAAGAGAGAGCAUGAAACUUGACCAUUGACCAGACCACAAACACUACGUGGCUUCACAUUCUGAAAUGUAUCUAGGGGCCACACCACACCAGAGGUGAUCAUCUAGUUGGACAAGCUUCCUGGAUCAUCCGGUAUAAAAAACCAUCAACACAAACGAUGAACUCUUACAAAUCCAUAAUGCAACAAAUCCAUCACAAAAUCCUAUGAUUUUAAAAACUAAAAACUUUCAUUCUAAAAUCCAACAAGCAAACGACCCCCUUAAAGAAAUUCUUGUAAGUUAAUGGCCUCCUCGUACCAAAAGAGUGGUGACACCCCCCUUCUAUGGUGACACUUUGUGUGUGGGAUAAAUUGUGAGAGCUUGAGUUUUUACGAGUUCACGCUCUAAAACGUAGCCUAACGUGUAUUUGAAGUAUGAAAAAUUCCUAUUUAACGAGUGUAAGAGACGCCAGAGAAAAUUACAUGUCGAACAAACUCAUCAAAUUAUAUGUAAAAUAUUGAAAUCUCUAGAAAUGUGUUGCACAAAAUAUUGAAAGAGUUGCAAAAUCUUACGGAUCCCCUUUUAAUUCAUCAUUCUUAGUAAGUUUCAAGGUAUUCUUUGAAUAAAUAUGUUAAGAGAAUGCACAUACCGAAUUAUCCUACUUAGUUUAUAUAUAUUCUCCAGCCAAAUACCUUUUUCAAAUUUCAAUAAUCUAUGACAUAUUUCUAUAUCUUUCAACAACAAAAAAAUAGACAUAUUUCUAUAUAUAAUAUUCGAAAACACUUUUGAUGUUUAACUAAACAUACGCAUGAUAAUGUAGAAAUUUGAAGGAAAACCGUGAGAUAAGCAAAUAGAUAGCCAUUUUACCAGCCGUAGAAAAUGUCGAAAUGAGCUGUUAGGCAUGAUAGUUAGCAACAAAACUAAUCCUCCAUUAAUAUAUGGUAGAGUUUUGUGUACUUUUCUCCAUUUCAAGUUUCCUGCAACGAGAGUGAAAGUAGGAAGGUCAAUUUUGUCUUUACACAUUUAUUAUUUAUUUCAUAUAAAAAUAGCAAUAUCAAGAUUUGAACCCGGGUCUCUUCAAACAAAGAUAACAAUCACAACCAGUUACACUAAACAAAUUUAUUGCAUCCUUUUUGAUACAAAACAUAGACAAAGUUAAUCUCUGAAAAUCAGAGGGCUUUUUCAUCAUAAUUAGCAAGCUCACUAAGUCUACCGUAUGUAUUAUUAUCGAGCUUGAUACUUCUAUUUUCAUAGUAGAGUUUCAUGUAAUUUUCUCAAUUUUAAAUUCCCGCUCUCUCCUUAAUUUUUGCUAAAGGUAAAUGGGUAAUUGGCUAACAUGGAAGAAACUAAUUAUGUAACUACGUGUUGUAUCCUUGCAUUUUACAAUUUAAAUUUAAAUUUUGUGUUUUUUUAUCUUUGUUCUUUUCUCUUUUUAACUUCCUCCGAAAUUUCAUUCAUCGUGCAAUAGUUUGCGCCUUUCACUUCCCAGUACAAGACUGUCAUUGAAAAUCAAUCUUCAGGUAUCUCUUGGCACUACGGUUUUAUUGUUGGGGAUUUUAAGCUGGGCGAGUAGAAGAUUUCAACUCCGAUAUCAAUCCAUGGCAUAUAGAAUGGAGUUCAUCAAUAACUGGAGUUGUAGAAGGAGGAUUAGAAAUUGAAUUUUUGGUUGAAUAUAUGCCUCUUGAGAUAUAAAUUUGGUUGUACAACGGAGAGUGGUGGGUAUUGGAUCUUUAGGUUUAUGGUUUUUGCAACUGUCACAACCUAUUUCUAUCUUAAAAUGAGGAAUCAUAGAUUGAUUGUUUGAAAUAUGUCGCUUCUUUAUUCAACCUACUGGAACUAAUAGAUAAGGAGUGUCUAAUUUUGCGCCUUAUUACUUUGAUUGAGUCUAUUCGUAUAUUGGAGAUAACCCUGAUUUUUUCGUUUGCUCUCAAGUUGUGAUGGUCCCCUCUUAGCUGAGUUUUUAGUAUAUAGAUGACUUGAAUCAGCAACUCUCCAUUUCUUUUUGAUUAAUGACAUAUUGUUUCUAAAAGGAGAGCAUUGAACCCUUUAUAUAGGAUUGUGAGGUUUAAGAUUUAGUUUCAAACUAUUUAUGGGUCGUGUGAGAAUUUCAGGGAGCUUUUAUACUCUAUAUUUCUUGACUGUAAAAAAAAACUAACCAAUAGCAUUUUAACAGGGACUUAAUUAACAUUAUGAAAAUGGGGUCAAUGAUACAUUUUUAUAUUUUAUAUUCUUAAAUGAUUAUGAUAUUUCUCCGAAUGUUCGACCUAUAUACUAUUUCUUUAUGUAUCAUCUCGAUCGAAUGAUUAUCAAUAAGAUUAAACGGGUUAAUAGACUUAAAAGUAACAUAAAAAUACAAAUAAUCAAAUAUGAGCAUUCCGGCCAAAGGGCCGAGUUAUAAGCUAGUAAGUAUAAAAUAUCUUCUUUCUUCCUUUGGAGUUUUUCAAGUUUAAACUCUUUCCACCCACAGAAAAAAAAAAUAAUGGAAUGAGCCAUUCUCCUAGUUCCUACUUGCCAUUCUCGCCUGCCCUUCAGCUCAAAUAAACUGUCAUCGACGAUUUUAUGGUCUUUCACAAAAUUCAGAUAUAUGUUAGAAACAGAUUUCUGUAGGGUUUCUCGAUUUAUUAAUAUAAUUAUUAUUAGGAUAAUUAUCAAUAAGGUUAGUAGUCAUUUAAUAGAAUUAGGUUUAUUAUUAGGGUUUUCUAGAAUUCCCUAUAAAUAUGUACCUUACUUAUUCAUUCGGUAUCAAUAAGAAGAAUAAUAAGAAAAUCCCGAAACCCUAUUCUCUCCUAAAUCCUCUCAAUUUCUCCUCUAUCCCUAAUCCGGCCGCCGGCCAUUCUUUCUCAUUCUUCCCCAAAUUCUACUUCCAAAUCACUAAUUCUAUCUUCUCGAUCCCUAAAUUCCCAAAUAUCACCCAAUACGAAUCCCGUUAGAAACUUUGUUUCUAACAUCUGGUAUCAGAACCCGGUUUCGAGAAUUGAGUUCACCACAACUCUCAACCGGGGACGAUUUCUACAACUGGUUCGACGAUGAGCUCUUCAAAGCUCUCGAACCUGUCGUGGGCAGAAUUGCGGGACAGAGCCCGCCGCAUCGGCCGCCGUUGGCUGCCCGAAGAGCCGACAGUCGAGCUGUUUGGCGCCGCCCCAAUCGCGCGCCCCCCUUUGUCGGCCGAGACCGCGCCGCGCGCUGGAGGAGGUCGGGCCGAGCAGCAGCGCCCCGCGGUAGUCGAGGCCGCGCCGCGCACGGGAGAGGAGAGGGCCGAGCGGCGCCCCGUGGUGCCCGCCGCGAUCGGACGUCGUGGUCUGUCCGAAGAGUCGCCGACCGCGCAAAUAGAAGACGGCGGGGAGCUUUCCCACGCACCGCCGGAGAUGGAGUUUCGUCCGUGGAAGGAGGGAGAAACGAGGAAGAAGGUAGUGGCGGCGGCGCCCGUUGCUUCGGACGACGGGGAGGUGGCCUCAGUAGCACGUAGGACAUUUCGUCGGCGGAAUGGUUCGUCGCCGUGGAAAUUGAUGGAGGUGAAGGAGGAAGGUGGCGCCUCCUAUCCUCUCACAAACCCUAAGGGUUGCACUGAGCAGCAUGGGCUCGAACGGACCGGGCUCGUUUUGGGCCGACUUCAUCUGUUGAGCAGGCCGCAAGUAGACCAGAGUACUGGGCUGCAAUGGGGAAAGAAGUGGGCUGAACCAAUUUCUGAAGGUGGGCCGCAGUUGGGGAGAAAGAUGGCCGAGCCAAAUCUUGGUUUUGUCCAAUUCUUGGGCCUUAUAUGAGCAAUUUAACAUUGGCCCUUCUGUAUGGAGUGGACUUCAUUCGAGUAGUGGAGCAUGAUUGGAAGAAAAGAAAGCGCAAGAAUGGAGGAGGCAAGACGUGGAUUGCACGGUAGGCUUGAAGAAAUGGGUCGAACUGAUCAACCUUGAGGGCAAGGUUGGUCUCAAGGGGGAUGAGAUGUUAGAAACACGUUUUCUAAGGAAAACGAGUUUCUAUAUUAUCAUUAUUAUUAGGUUUUAUUAAAUAUGGUUAGUAGUCUUUUAGUAGAAUUAGGUUUAUUAUUAGGUUUUCCUAUCUUUCCUAUAAAUAUGUAAUUUGGGUUUCAUUAUCAAGGAGAAAGAACAAUUAUUCAGAAAAGUAUCUCAAACCCUAAUCUCUCUUGACAUUUCCGUCUAUCUAUAGAUUCCCCGGAGGGGGCCUGCCUGGGGUCGGUAGAAUUCUCAAAUUCGUCACCUAUCCCUAGGCCGUCGGCCAUUCUUCUCCUCGAUCCCCAAUUUCCUCUUCUAAAUCCCUAAUCCCCAAUUCUGUUCUUCCCCAACUCUAUCUCAAUCCCUAAAUAUCUAUCAAUUCCCAAUCUCAUCAAUCCGACCGUUAGAACCCUAGAAAUAGGUUUCUAACAAUAUACGUGACAUUUACAAAUUCGUGAAGUCUAUCAAUUUGAAGCUAAAAAUUAUUAAAUUCAUGAGAAUUUUCAAGUUUGUGAGAUCCAUAGUUUUGGAUUUAAAAAGAAGACCAAAUCUGUACACCCCACGAAAUUGACAAUUAUAAACAAUCAAUAGAUUUGGUACCAAAUUCAUGACAAGAAUCCAACAAACAAACGACUUCUUAGGAAUGAUAAUGAGUAGACUCAUUGAGUAAUUUAACUCCAUUGUUAUUACGCAAACCAUUUCAUAGGAUUGAGGAAUACCAAUUACCAAAUUGUACUACCACUGAACUCAAAUUGCGGUAUAGUGGGUAUUAUUCUUCAAAUAUAAACAACACAGGUUUUUUUUUAGAGUCUUGUUACAUUAUUAUAUACAACAAUUUCAUAGGUUUCUUUCGUUGUAGUUUGAUGGUUGUGUGUUUAUGACAAAAUGGGACUUGAUAACGCACUAAUAUGGAUACGUUACUAGUACUGUUACAAUUCGAUUAUGAAUACUGACGCUUCUUGUGAUUUGAAAUUCUGGAAAUGUGUUGCAAUUAUCUAACAUCAUCCCUUCUAUUGUUGUACUUUUGACUUACACCACUUGUGUAAGCAAGUUUCUCAUUACAUGGCUUUGGCCUAUUUUAUUAUGAAAUCCACUCACCUUCUUCCAAAACAUUUGGUAAAAACUAAACCAGAACAUGUAACAAUCACAGUGAUCCCCAUAGUUAAACUAGACAACAUACUUGAGCGCACUUGGGUUGAUGAAAAAAAAACCUCCAUUCAUUGCAAAUUAAAUAGAGAACUAAGUAAUAAUCUAAUAAUCUAUUCUUUUAUUU